ACGGAUAAAAAUCCACGGCUAUCAGCAGCGCAAGACAAAAGUUUGGAGCAGCGCUAUGUAGAAGAACACCUAGCGCACAGUCUUUUUUUGUUUGCGACCAGGCUGCGUCCCUUUCAAUUUCACUGUGUCUAUAAAAGUGAGACGGGCUGCACUAAAGAGUGGGGGAGAUCAACAUAAGGAGACCCAACGGAGGCGCUUGAGCCAGGAAAGAAGUGCUGUGAGGAAGAAACACCGUGUCUCAAACUCUCACACACGCACAAACAACAAAGCCGCGCCCGGAUCACAGCCUUCUCAGCACAUCGCUACACCUGCUUUCCUGCUCUAGCAUGGCCAGUUCGAGUAAAGCCACUUUAAUCUUGCUCAUCUACGGAAUCUUAAUGCACUACAGCGUCUUCUGUACACCUAUAGGACUAAGUUACCCUAAGAUCAGACUUGAAAACGACGCGUUUGAUGAGGAUGGCAACUCUCUGUCCGACAUGGGCUUUGACAGCGACCAGCUUGCUAUAAGAAGCCCCCCAUCUCUAAACGACGAUGCGUACAGCCUGUAUUACCCACCAGAAAAAAGACCAGAAAGGCAUGCUGAGGAAGAAUUAGAUAGAGCCUUGAGGGAGAUCCUGGGUCAGUUAACAGCGAGACAUUAUCUGCAUUCUCUGAUGACUGUUCGUGCAGGUGACGACAACAGCAUGGAGGAAGAGUCAGAGCCCCUGUCCAAAAGACAUUCAGAUGGGAUCUUCACCGACAGCUACAGUCGCUAUAGAAAGCAGAUGGCCGUGCAGAAAUACCUGGCAGCGGUUCUGGGUAGAAGGUACAGACAGAGAGUUAGGAACAAAGGACGCCGGCUCGCCUAUUUGUAGCUCCGUUAAAAGAAAGAAAAAAGAAAGAAAAAGCGCCCAAAACUGCCCUCCUGUGUAUAUACAUCCAGUCGUUAACUCAAAGUCAUUCAGAUAUAUCUGACCAACCAGUGGAUUGCGCCUGUGUUCUUUCAACAUGUAUUUAUGUAUGAAGUAAAGCCAUUAAAAUGAAUAUUUUAUUAAUAAUAUCGUUUUUUUCUUUUCCCUUUUUGUACAAAAGCACUUGAUACCGCACAGUUAUAGCUACUUUGUGGACCAAUAUUUUUAUUUUUCAUGUUGAGAUGUUGAAAACAACAGAAAAAAAAUGACAAAAAAGAUGAUGAAAUCAGAAAAAAAAGAUAGAUGUGCACCUUCAACGUUUAUGCGCUUGAAAUCUCCUAAGGUCAUCCACAUAUGCAGAAAAUAAAUAGAUUUUCAAAAGACAAUCAAAGUAUUGAAUGUUACUACUUAUUUUUGUAGUCUAUUUUUUUAGUGUUGUUUUUUUUUUGUCGUUGUUUUCCAAAAGCAGGCCCAAAGACGCAGUGAGCAUGUUACCUGAGGCACAUGUGGGCUUAUCAUAAAUGAUAGAUGCUACCCUCUUUUUUUUUCCAUAUUCCCUUAAAUAGGAGCUCUGUGGGUUUGGAGAGUUUUGCUACCCCUCCAGGGCGUUAAAGUGAGAUGGUUUCUGUUGGACAGCUUCUCAUCUGAUAGAUAUAUGGAUGAUUUAAACAUCCAUCCAUUCUACUGGUAGAAAAAUAUACCCUGUUUGUGUAGAAAGUAUGGCUAUUCAGUCACACAUGGGCUUUUGCAGGGGGAUUAUUGCCAUACAGGAAAUCUGGUAGCAGAAAGCACUGCCUGCUUACUUGCCUCAAAGUCAUUUCACAGUAGGAGAUAAAUCACGCUCUUCAGGACUGUGCAAAGAAUCUUUGAUCCUCUCAGUGUUGUACACCAACAGAAAUAUCUGGGAAAGUGUGCUUAAUCUGUUCAUUGUACGCAGGUAACAGAGAGAAAAAAAGAAAAGCAGGAAACAAAGCACAAAGGAAACAUGAGAAUCCUGGAUGCUGAAAGAGGAUAUUUACCUUUUAUGUGGUGCAUGUGGAAACUGACACCUUGAUAAUUCUUGCAUAGAGACUGCAUGCAUUAUGCUUUUAUUGCCAUUUUUGUAGAGUGGGCUGCACCAAGCUCAUUUCCAAAGCCCUCCUCUCUGUUAUAUUGUGACAAAAAAUUGUGAACAAUGAGGGCUGGAGGUGGUAGAUACUGGAACUGCACUGACUUGUUGAAUCUUUACCUCCCCUGCCACUGUCAUGGUGGAUAUAACAGAACGCUGAUUACUUUUUGUCUUAUUGUAGCAGUUUUUUAAAAUUUCGUUUCAGUCUAAAUGGCCUUUGCUGAUUUAGUGCUGUGUUUCAACUGUUAGUGAGAAGCUGAUCUGUCGGAUGUCUACUGUGCAGUGAGGAAAAAGAACGAGAAAGAGUGUUAGGUUGAGACAUGGAGACGAGAGAGUGUAGAAGAGUAGACGGAACGAGAGGUUGCACAAGAAACCAGCCACAGCACUCCAAGAGUCAGGAAAGGCAGGAUGUGUUAAAAACAGAGAAGAGGUGAGGGCUUCUUCUGCCUCAGUGAGAUUAGGGUCAAUGAGUCUGAUAAAGCAGAAUAUCAGAUGUUGAAUUCCCUUCACAGAGGUUUUCCUGCGGGAAGAUAGGUUUUCCCUCUAACGCCAGAACACAGCUGAAUGAAGUUCACUCCUUCUAGCAGACAGGAAACCCCCUCUGACUUUUUAUAAGGGAACAUUCCAAGUAUUUAUUCCCUAGUAUGCAAUUGCAGCUUUGUGCGUACUCUUGCAAUCGAAUCAGUGGUCUGUGUUCUCCCCAUAGAAAAUAACACACGUCUUCUAAUUCGGCUUUAAACCACAAGCUUUGUGGGUAUGCAUGAGAGUAGUGUGUGUGUGUGUGUGUGUGGCAAACAUACAUGUAUGUGCAUUAUGAGUGACCGAACACAAACGUGGAGGUGGAAACAGCUUUUGGCUUUUGUGCCUUGCUUUGAUGUGUGAAACCUAAAAAAAAGAAAAGAAUAAAAAAAAAAAACCUAAGAAAAAUUCGCCACGAGUGACAGAUGGCAAUUUCAGUGGCCCUACGAUGCUGCAGUCCAUUAGCUUACAUUGAAACUUCCUUUUACUCUGUUUAACUGCUCAGCUUAGUCUGCCCUAACAGUAGUAGAAUUAGGCUUUUGUUUUCACAGCAUGGCCAAUGAGUUUUUUUGAGCAAAAAAAAAUAAAAAAUAUUGUAGACAAGAAUAGAAUGUAUAUGUUGGUGAAGCAGGCAACAUGCGUGUGCGUGCGUGCGCGUGUGUGCGUGUGUGUGUGUGUGUGUGCAUGAGUUUGGGUUGUUUAGUGUCUGUGAGAGUUUGUGAACAAUGACCAGUGUUUAUUAUUGUUGAUUAUGAGGUGUUGUUGAUUAUUUUGAUAUUGGUCAGUAACUUAUAUGAUAAAAAAAAUAGCCCCUACAUAUAUUCUUUAUGACUCUGUGCAACACUAUUUCGAAUAAAUAAAAAAAGGGUCUAAGAGCAUAAUGACAGAGAUGUUGUUCAGAUAAUAGAAAAUGCCUGUUGUUGAUAGUUCUGACAGCGCCCAACGCCUUACUUCAAUGUGUAAAUUCUUAUCUAUUUGAGAACAUUGUGUUUUAGAACUUAACCUCAGUGCAAAGUGGCAUCGUUAAACACACACAAGUCCUUAUAUGGAGUUCUUACGUUUCUCAUUGUCAUGAAAGUGUUGUAAGAUUUGUAUGAAUAAAUUUUUGUAAACAACAAAA
Messenger RNA from Gambusia affinis (western mosquitofish), 3637 nucleotides. It is a transcript of the gene adcyap1b, whose product is annotated as adenylate cyclase activating polypeptide 1b. The record is from RefSeq and is a predicted model, not a curated record. Gene Ontology annotation, biological process: positive regulation of protein kinase activity; positive regulation of ERK1 and ERK2 cascade; neuropeptide signaling pathway. The transcript has 5 exons. Bases 327 to 854 code for a protein of 175 amino acids. Gene Ontology annotation, molecular function: pituitary adenylate cyclase activating polypeptide activity; neuropeptide hormone activity; peptide hormone receptor binding. Lineage: Eukaryota; Metazoa; Chordata; Actinopteri; Cyprinodontiformes; Poeciliidae. Gene Ontology annotation, cellular component: neuron projection; perikaryon; extracellular region.